This is a messenger RNA of Leopardus geoffroyi (Geoffroy's cat), 357 nucleotides long. Its product is annotated as small cysteine and glycine repeat-containing protein 4-like. NCBI's taxonomy places the organism in Eukaryota, Metazoa, Chordata, Mammalia, Carnivora, Felidae. The record is from RefSeq and is a predicted model, not a curated record. The transcript has a single exon. Gene Ontology annotation, biological process: defense response. Bases 1 to 357 code for a protein of 118 amino acids. Gene Ontology annotation, cellular component: extracellular region.
AUGGGGUGCUGUGGCUGUGGAAGUUGCGGUGGCUGCGGUGGCUGCAGCGGUGGCUGCGGCGGCUGCAGUAGUGGCUGCGGUGGCUGCGGUGGUGGCUGCGGUGGCUGCGGCGGCGGCUGUGGUGGCUGCGGCGGCGGCUGCGGCAGCUGCACCACCUGCAGGUGCUACCGGGUGGGCUGCUGCUCCAGCUGCUGUCCCUGCUGCUGCGGCUGCUGCGGGGGCUGCUGCAGCGUCCCCGUGGUCUGCUGCUGCCGCCGCUCGUGUGGCUGCGGCUCGUGCGGCUGCGGGAAGGGCUGCUGCCAGCAGAAGUGCUGUUGUCAGCAGAAGUGCUGUUGCAAGAGGCAGUGCUGCAGCUAG